Messenger RNA from Lactuca sativa (garden lettuce), 1566 nucleotides. RefSeq names its product putative pectate lyase P59. Gene Ontology annotation, molecular function: pectate lyase activity. The record is from RefSeq and is a predicted model, not a curated record. Lineage: Eukaryota; Viridiplantae; Streptophyta; Magnoliopsida; Asterales; Asteraceae.
UAAGUUACAGGGUUCAAUGGAGUAUAAAUUGCACAUAUUUCAUCCAAGUUGGUUCAUUUACUCGACCCACCAUCUUCAAAAAUAACAUAAACCGGAGCAUGUUGGUUAUGGUGGCUAGACUGGUUUAAAACGAUCUGGUCUUAACAUCAAAACCGAGUUAAGAUCAGAUACAUACACACCAGACUAGCUACCCGACAAUUAAUUUCUUCCAUUAACAGUCUUUGAGCCAAAAUGGAAGGGAUCCGAUGUAAUCCAGUUAUUGUUCUAUAUUUCAUACUUGCUGCAAUUAUCCCAUCGUCGUCGACGUCGAUGUCUGAAAUUGCCGCCGUUGACAGGAGGUUGGUCGAUAAGAAAAAGAAUGGUUGCGUAGCCUACAACGCUAUCGACAAAUGCUGGAGGUGCGAUCCCAACUGGGCUAAGAACCGGAAACGCCUUGCUGAUUGCGCCAAAGGGUUUGGCCAUGGCACCUACGGCGGAAAAUUGGGGAGAAUUUAUGUUGUAAAUGACUGCUCCGAUAACGACAUGGUUAAUCCUAAGCCGGGAACCCUCCGCCACGCCGUCCUCCUGCCUGAACCACUCUGGAUCAUCUUCUCCGGUACUAUGAACAUCAAGCUCCGCCAGGAGCUUAUUUUUACUUGUGAUAAAACCAUCGAUGGCCGUGGUUUUGAAGUCCAUAUUUCCGGUGGGGCUGGGUUUAUGCUUCAAUUCGUUCGCAAUAUCAUUAUUCAUGGCGUCCACAUGUACGAUAUUGUCGAGAAAUCCGGUGGCAUGAUCAGAUCGGAGCCACACCACGUCGGUAUCCGUGGAAAAAGCGAUGGUGAUGCGAUUUCCAUCUUCAAAUCGUCACAGAUCUGGGUCGAUCACUGCUCCUUUGCAAACAGUUACGACGGGCUUAUCGAUAUCGUUGCAGCUUCCACCAAUAUUACCAUCUCCAACUGCCAUUUUGUCAAGCACGACAAGGCUUUGCUUUUUGGUGCAAGUGCUGAGAUGCCGGAGGACAAGAUAAUGAAGGUGACCCUUGCGUACAACCAUUUCGGAAAAGGAUUGACACAGAGGCUGCCGGCGGUGAGAUUUGGGUUCGUUCAUGUGGUCAACAACGACUACACACAAUGGAAGUCUUACGCCAUCGGAGGUGGCGACGGCGCCACCAUCAUCAGCCAGGGAAAUCGGUUCAUCGCCCCAGAUGGUGCGUGUAAGGAGGUGACGAACAGGAGGCAGGUUCCAGAAUCGGUAUGGCGUAAGUGGACAUGGAGAAGUGAAGGAGACUUGUUGCUGAACGGAGCAUAUUUCCGGGAGUCGGGAAACCCGCAUUGGGCUAAAACCUACAAGGGUCCGCCAUUGAUUCCGGCGCAACCGGCUGAGAGCGUGGCCAAACUCACCAAAUCUGUGGGUGCAAACCUUGGCUGCAAGGUGGGAGUCCCCUGCUAAGCUUUUGUAGAUAGCCAUGAUCACGUUAAUUUGUAAUUAAAGAGUAGGAAGGUUUAAUUAAGAAUGUAUACGAGUCACAAGUGUAAAGUUUACAUGUAAAUUUGAUUUUUGAUCUAAUAUAUAUAUUAGGAAAGCAUU